AUGAAUAAUAACGGACCAUACGGUCCGUAUAUGUGGGGCCCUUUGGCCAGUUCGCCGUCAUGUCAUUUAGUCAACGGACACAUCGAUGGAUCUCCGGUGCUGUCGAGCGCCGCCUCCGUAUACCAUCGGUUAUCGCCUUUCGAUGGAUACUAUGCCUCACCGUUUCAUACGAGUCCGUCUGCCCUAUCAUUGCGUGGUCUGAGUCCUGAUUUAUCGGCGCCGACAGUACUGCACAAUGAUUACCUACAACAGGUCAGUCUACUUAACCAGCGUAUGGCCGCCUCGAUGGCAGCCCUAUCGGCCGGUCAGAGUCAGGACCUCAAUGUUCACCAUCACCUCCACAACGAGGCAACGCUGGCGGCGGCCGCCGCUGCUUACGCGGCCUCCACCUCAUCCAUGGACGGCCCCUUCAGAGCCCCGACUUCGGCCAGUAAUGCCCUCACGUCCGGCCGCAAGAGAGCCCUCUCCGCCUCUCCCUAUUCCGACUCAUUUGACAUCAAUUCAAUGAUACGAUUUUCGCCCAACUCUUUGGUCUCGUUUAUGAACGGUUCCCGUUCUUCGAGCGCCAGCGGAUCCUACGGUCAUCUGUCCGUCAGUGCCGAUUUAUCGGCGCCGACAGUACUGCACAAUGAUUACCUACAACAGGUCAGUCUACUUAACCAGCGUAUGGCCGCCUCAAUGGCAGUCCUAUCGGCCGGUCAGAGUCAGGACCUCAAUGUUCACCAUCACCUCCACAACGAGGCAACGCUGGCGGCGGCCGCCGCGGCCUAUGCGGCCUCCACCUCAUCAAUGGACGGCCCCUUCAGAGCCCCGACUUCGGCCAGUAAUGCCCUGACGUCCGGCCGCAAGAGAGCCCUCUCCGCCUCUCCCUAUUCGGACUCAUUUGACAUCAAUUCAAUGAUACGAUUUUCGCCCAACUCUUUGGUCUCGUUUAUGAACGGUUCCCGUUCUUCGAGCGCCAGCGGAUCCUACGGUCAUCUGUCCGUCAGUGCCGGCACUAUGAGUCCAUCGUUGGGAAUGCAGUCGAGCGGCUGUACUGUUCUUCCCUCACAUUUGCAUCACUUGAUGCGAUCGCCAAUACUUCUACCUCAGGGCCCGUCAUCGCUGGCCCACAACACCUCCGCCGCCAACCUUACGGGCUCUGCCUUCACACCACAUCACCCGCACCUCAUCCACAGUCAACUAUCGAUGAACGCGGCGUCCAAACUGUCACAUAUGGUGGACGUAAUGCCGCCGCCACAGCACACGACCCGCGAGACCGCCUCAAACGUGGUCUCGUCGACUGUCGGCGAUCACGACGUGAGGGCCGGACUGACGGCGCGAACCAAAAUCAAACGCGAGGACAACGCGGGCGGAGAGGACCAGAACGACGACCACACAGAGCCCGGAGACUUCAUCGAAACCAACUGUCACUGGAAAGAGUGUUCGCAUGAGUUCACCACUCAGGAGGAACUCGUCAAACAUAUCAACAACGAUCACAUCCACGGCAACAAAAAGAGUUUCGUCUGUCGUUGGAAGGAAUGCUCGCGUGAAGAGAAACCAUUCAAAGCCCAGUAUAUGUUAGUCGUCCACAUGAGACGACACACCGGCGAAAAGCCACACAAAUGCACGUUUGAAGGCUGUGCGAAAGCGUAUUCACGGCUCGAGAACCUAAAGACCCACUUGAGAUCCCAUACGGGAGAAAAGCCCUAUAUGUGUGAGUUUCCCGGCUGUUCGAAGGCCUUCUCCAACGCCAGCGAUCGGGCGAAACACCAGAACAGAACCCACUCUAAUGAGAAGCCCUAUGUGUGCAAAGUUCCCGGUUGUGUCAAGAAGUACACCGACCCCUCCUCUCUCAGGAAACACGUCAAGACAGUCCACGGGCCAGAAGUGUACGCUAAUAAAAAGCAUAAAGAUCACAAUAAUAGUCCCAAAGAAAGCGGCCCUUUGAACGAUGUGUUCAAAAGUGAGUUCAAUCACAACAGCUCUCCAAAGGGUUCGCCCGAUAAUGAGUCCAAAACGCCUCCAACUGUGGGCAGCUCUCCGACCGGGUCUUCCGGUUCAGGCUCUGGGUCUGGAUCUCCGCCCAACUCAGCCACUAAUCAUCCGAUGUGUGGCGACUUCGGUGGCGAUGGUUUUGAUCAACCAAUCAGUGAUAACUCUGUCUCAACCACUUGUAUCGGAGGCGCCGAUCAAGACUGGUCUGCGGCCGACGCUAUCACUGUUGAAGUGGACACCGGUUUGGAUAGGAUUGGCGGCGGAGGAGACGCUAUGAUCGGUAUUCAGCCGAGAGUUGUUCCGCGACCGCGAAGUUCUAUUAAGAGUAACAUCAAAGCCAUUAAGUCUGGCAUUAAAUCGGCCACGAAUUGGAUCCCAUUCUUUAGGAAUAGUUCGCAUAACAAUAAUAACAAGAAUUGCAACUAUUCUUCAGUCAAUAGUAACUGCAAUAAUAAUAAACUAUUAGGCAAUAAUCAAAGCAAUCAAAUGUCUUGCAAAAAGAAGGGCAACAAAUCAAAGCUCAUACGACAGGGCAGUACAUCCAGUAUUAACUCCAACUCCUUCUACAGUUCAGUCUUGGGUUCAGACAAUUCUCACACGUCUUCGCAGCUGACAAACAGCACUUCCUCCGCACCGCAAGUGAUGCUCACAUCCAAUGGAGAGCUGAUUCGGUGCACGUCUUACGACCCGAUCUCUAUCGGCGGUUCGUCGCGCCGCUCGUCGGACGCCAGCUGUUCCGAUAUAGCGGCCAAUCGGCGCACGUCUUCCACUUCUUCACAGCCCAAACACUUGACACAAACCGACAAUUUGGUGAUUCAACAGCAGUCCGUCGCGCUUAACGCCGACCGCUAUUCUUCGUCGGUCUCGUCCAUCGGCUCGAGUGUCAGCACUCGACGCAAUCGGGCAGUGGUUCCGCCGCCACCGCCGCCCAGUCUUAACGAAAACACAUCCACUUCUUAUCAUCCGAACGAAAGCGUAACUCUCGAUGAAUGCGAUUCCGACCAACCGAUCGAAACCAUGAACAAUAUGAUACUCCCCGACGAUAUGGUCCAAUAUCUGAACGAGAAAUCAAACAAAUCCAACGAAUCCAUGGCUCAGACACUGCCCGUCGCUCAAGAAGUUGUGCAAAACAAUACCGCGUGUAAUAAACUGCAUAAAGAUAUGCACAGAGCUGUGAUACCACCCCAACCACUGCCUCCAAUCCAAGUCCACUCUCCGCCAACCAAUUUCAACAUCACAUCCAAUAAUUGCAAUACAAAUAAUACUCGCAACGAGUUUAGGGCGCCGUCCGUUCCGAUGCUCUCGCCGUCGACGCCGGCCUCCGUCCAGAUUAUGUCACCGCAAACACCGAUGCAGACGUCGCCCUCAUCCGUGUCGAUGAUGUCACCGCCGAUGGCUAAACCACAGCUGAGUCCCAAUCAAAAUACGAAUAGUAAUCCACUAAACAGUCCGAUGAAACCAGUGCUCAAUAAUACAAACGCCGCAAACAUUGCGAAUAAUGUACCGAAUAAUACAGUUUUGAAUAAUAAUAAUAAUAUUGCUGUAAAUACUAUACAAUCGGGUCUCAGACCCAACGCAUGCAAUCAAUUGCAACAAAUGGCUCAAAACAAUUCUCAACAAACGGCCGCCGCUUCUUAUGGUCGGGCCAUUCAAAUGCCAAACACGACCGCAAACUUCAUGCAAACCCAGACACCAGUUAUGCCGACAAACAAUCCCUAUUGGAAUCAAGCCGUCGUUAACACCAAUAAUAGCCCUAAUAAUCGACAAAAUUUCAAUACCAAUACAAAUGUGUACAACACUUACAAUCAGUUCCAGCAAAUUAAUACUUGGAAUCAGAGCUCAGGUAUAGGAAUCAAGCCGUCGUUAACACCAAUAAUAGCCCUAAUAAUCGACAAAAUUUCAAUACCAAUACAAAUGUGUACAACACUUACAAUCAGUUCCAGCAAAUUAAUACUUGGAAUCAGAGCUCAGCCGAUGGCGACCAACAAUUGUCAGCCACCGGAACCGAUUCCAACCCAAACUCAGACUCAACCGACACCCCAACAGCCCGUAUCUGUGAUGCAUAACAAGUGCCUUCAGACAAACAAUAAUACGUCCAUCGCUUAUAAUCAGUUGAGCGGCGCAUCUGUGCCGCAGAAGUGCCAAAACCAGACCAAUCCAGAGAUACAAUGCGGUAGCGUUGAGAGCACGGCAGCGGCCAAUCUGGCCAUCGCUAACCAAAACAAUAUGAGACCCGAAACAUAUCAGAGAACUCUGGACUACAUUCGCCAGCAAACCGAUGCACUCAACGGCCAGCCCUCGAGUCCGGGCAAUGUGUUAUCGCCCGCGGGUUCGUGCAAAGUGGUCAGCUCCACGUGUCCCACACCUAACCCCACGGCACUCAAUUCGGCCCAACAACAGCCACAACCACCACAACAGCAACAGGUGGUCAUCGCUCAGCCUCAACAAUGUCUGCGCCCGGCGUCGGCCAUGUCUGUCAUGUCGUGCCGGUCGACAUCGACUCAAUUGUCCACAAAUAUGGUGAUCAAUGAUCUAAACUCAACUCUCAAUUGUUUAGUAGAGGAAAGCCGUUUCCUUAAGAUGUCAAUCAAUUAA
Medioppia subpectinata is the source of this 4572-nucleotide messenger RNA. NCBI's taxonomy places the organism in Eukaryota, Metazoa, Arthropoda, Arachnida, Sarcoptiformes, Oppiidae. The record is from the annotation of a GenBank genome assembly.